Molecule: messenger RNA, 729 nt
Organism: Macrobrachium nipponense
Lineage: Eukaryota; Metazoa; Arthropoda; Malacostraca; Decapoda; Palaemonidae
Exons: 3
Coding region: 64-639 (191 amino acids)
Source: RefSeq, a predicted model, not a curated record
CCAUCAGUUCUCAACUCGACGACGAACUUUGUGGUGGUCUCCCUCCUCAGGAAUUUGGGAAAAAUGAAAGUGGCCGUACUGUUGGCGCUGGUUGGUCUGGCGAGCUGCCGUAUGGCUCUCAUCGGAGGGGACCGAGCCAAGGACGUCACCAUCAAGUACUCGUACUUGGACGAAAAUGGCAAAACCGUCGAGGUCGAGGUCGAAGCUGAUCGCUUGGGACUCCAGCUGACGCCCAAGGCAGCUCCUGCUCCACCUGCUGUUCCUCUUCAACCCACACCUGUUGCUGUUCGUUACGUCCAACAGGCAGCUGCGCAGCCAGCAACACCUGUCCUGACGAAGCGGUUCCUCCAGGUGGCUCCGGAACCCGUGUUCGCCCCCAGCUUCUUUGUUCCUCAGCCUCAGGUGGUGACUCGCUACGUCCCGGUGGCUGCUCCUUCUGCGCCUGCGCCUCGUUACGUCAAGGUCGACUUCGAUGACGUCGAAGACGACGACGAUGACGUCAGGAGGGUCGUCUACCGUCCAGCCAGCAGCAGCAGGACCGUGGCACCUGCAACUGUUGCUGCUGCUGUGCCCGCAAGAAGGGCAUCGCGCCCAGCUGCUCGCCCCAGGGCAUCUGAUGACGACAGCGCCGAGGAUUAAAUGCAUCGUCAGCCUUUGGAGAUUCCAAGCUAAAGACCGUGAAAAUGAAUGUUGUAAUUCGGAGGAGAAAUUAAACUAUUUUGAUAAACA